Messenger RNA from Plectropomus leopardus (leopard coralgrouper), 4787 nucleotides. It is a transcript of the gene clip2, whose product is annotated as CAP-GLY domain containing linker protein 2. Gene Ontology annotation, biological process: cytoplasmic microtubule organization. The record is from RefSeq and is a predicted model, not a curated record. Lineage: Eukaryota; Metazoa; Chordata; Actinopteri; Perciformes; Serranidae. Gene Ontology annotation, molecular function: microtubule plus-end binding. Gene Ontology annotation, cellular component: cell cortex; microtubule plus-end; nucleus.
UGCUUUUGUUUAAAAAUGUGACUUUAAUCAUUAGGACGUCAGAUGUUUUCCGAUUAAGGACGCGCUGUCGAAGGCGGAUAAAGAACAGAGGGAGCCUAUCAUAAGUGUGGCAUGUUUUUGCAAAAACAAUGUUGUUUUUUCGAUUUUACUAAAGCCGAACUAAGAUAUAGCACCAAUGAUUUGACAUGGCGUUGAGUCAUGCUCUAUGAGUCAUGUAUUUUGACCGAUAAUAACACGCGAGUUAAAAACCCCGUAUUUCCAAACGGAGUACGUCACUGCGAGGAGCUAGACUGUAGUUGACUCUCAUCUUUCCCCCAGGAGGCUCUGCUUCCCCAGCCCCUUUGUUCAGUCUAGCCGGUGGGUUGAGUCACAGGGAGGCUGUGCUAACCCAACAAACCCAAACCACCGUGGGAACACCAAGAGACAAGAGUGAGAAGAGGCCGAAAAAAUAGUGAGCCGGGAGUCCAGACUGGAGCUGUUUAAUCAGAGCCAGACAACAAAAAAGUUGUUUUUGAGUGUUGCUGAUGCUGCGUGUCGUUUCGGGGGGAAACCGUCAAGACCCGUGUGCCAGUUUUCGGCUACUAAAACAGCGAUAUAUGUCGACUAUCUCCGCUCUUUGGCUUUAGCUGAAAAAAUGAACCGGCAGGCUAACUGCUAAAGCCAUCACCGGUCUGUUGCUGACACCGUGCAGUUGUUGCCAUCAUCCACGCUGACUCUCCCUUUCAGUUUCUGCUCAGCAUCCAUAUUUGCAUCCCAGGGAGUGGCAACCACUAAUCCCCCUCUCCUGGCAAGAAAAUUGAAAGUUGGCCGGUGGUCGGACACCCCUCGGACGCUCUAAUUUCACACAGAAAGCAGCUAACAUGGAGAGCGACAGCCACCACUCCCACAUCUAGUGCCUGAGCCACAAGCCUUCAUCACCCAGGGAGGAGCUCUCAGGUCCCGGCCGUCUCCCUGCUUCUGUAGAAUGAAUAUGCUCAAGUCCAGUGGACUGAAAAUCCCUGGCCGGGGGCCCAAGCAUUCCAGCCCAGUGGGAAGGACCUCAGCGGGUGGAACCUCCAGCCCUGUCGUCCCUAAAGACAAUGCUCCACUCAAGCCCACCACGCCAACGAAAAUCUCUGAGGAAGGCGACGAUGUUUUGGGGGAUUACACAGUGGGCGAGCAGGUCUGGGUCAACGGUGUCAAACUCGGAGUAAUCGCCUACCUUGGGGAGACCCAGUUUGCCCCCGGACAGUGGGCAGGCGUGAUUCUGAAUGACCUAGUUGGCAAGAACGAUGGGUCAGUGGGUGGCGUGCGCUACUUUGAGUGCCAGCCCCUCCAGGGCAUCUUCACGCGACCCUCCAAGCUCACCCGACAGCCGGUCGGAGAGGGAAGUGACAGCCACUCCACUGACUCCAUCUCUGCCCAGAAUCAGACUCAGCAGGGCGGCAGCGGCGCCCCCCCUGGCCAGCGGGUGGUAGUGCCACUGAGGGAGGGCCUGCUCAACAGUGCAGUGAAAACGGGCAACGAGUCGGGGUCCAACAUGUCUGACAGCGGUUCGGUUAAGAAAGCUGGGGAUAAGGAUCUCCGAGUUGGAGAUCGAGUUUUGGUGGGAGGCUCUAAAAUGGGAGUCAUACGCUACAUGGGAGAGACGGACUUCGCCAAGGGUGAAUGGUGCGGGGUCGAGCUGGAUGAGCCUCUGGGGAAGAAUGAUGGUGCAGUGGCUGGUACAAGAUACUUUCAGUGUCUUCCCAAGUUCGGCCUGUUUGCUCCGAUCCACAAGGUGAUCCGCAUCGGCUUCCCCUCCACCAGCCCGGCCAAGGCCAAGAAGAGCAAGCGCAUGGCCAUGGGGGUUUCCUCUCUGGCCCACAGCCCCAGCAGCUCCUCCAUCAGUUCAGUCAGCUCGGUGGCCUCCUCUGUGGGUGGACGACCGAGCCGAACUGGACUGCUGACAGAGACAUCAUCACGCUACGCCCGCAAGAUCUCUGGCACCACCGCGCUCCAGGAAGCCCUGAAGGAGAAGCAGCAGCACAUCGAGCAGCUGCUGGCCGAGAGGGACCUGGAGCGAGCCGAGAUGGCCAAGGCCACCAGCCACAUCUGUGAGGUGGAGAAGGAGCUGAGCGUCCUCAAGGCGCAGCAUGUGCAGUAUGUAACGGAGAAUGAGGGCAACCUCCAGCAAGUCAGAGCCAUGUUGGCCAGCACACAGAAAGACAAACAGGAACUGGCCAAUCAGCUUGAAGAGGAGAAAAGGAAAGUGGAGGACCUCCAGUUCAGAGUAGAGGAGGAAUCCAUCACCAAAGGAGACCUGGAGACUCAGAGGAAAUUGGAGCGCGCCCAUAUUCGUCAGCUCGAGCAGAGCCUGCUCCACGAAAAGUCGAGAGUAGAGUUGCUUCAGAAAGACUUAGAGAAGAGGAGGCAAACCACUGUUGAGGAGCAGAGUCGUAUCAUGCAGCUGGAGGAGGAGCUCAGCCUCAGGAGAGCUGAGAUCGACAACCUCCAGGCAAAAGUCCGAGGAUCUGACACAAACUCGCAGCAAGCCAACGACAGCGACGCUGCCCCGGGUGCAGACACCCAGUCGGAGACAGCUGUCCCGCACAAGCAGCCGGUGUCUGCGGGCCACGAGCACUACAAGGAGAGCAGCGAGCUUAAAGAGAAGUACGAGGCGGCCUUAGCAGCGAGCCAGCAGGAGAUCGAGUCGCUGAAGGCGUUGGUGGAUAAUAAGAACCAGGAGGUCAGUGAGAUGAAGCAGAAAGUUCAACAGGCCACCAAGGAAAACAUGGAAAUGAUGGACACCUGGAAGGGUAAAUUUGACACUUUAGUGGUCGACCACCAGCGUUCUUUGGAGGAACUGAAAGCCUCAUUGAGUAGCGGUCAUACCACUCCAGCAGGCCAAGAGCAGGACGUCCAGGAGCUGCGAGCCGCUCUGGAGAGUCUGAAGAUGGAGCACCAGCUGGAGGUGGAGAACCUCAAAGCCAAACAUAAGAUCGAAGCCGCCAUUCUGACCAAGGAGCGUGAAGACUUCUACACUCGUCUUCACGAGGCCAAAGACCAGCUGGCCGAGGGCAACCAGACGUGGAGGACCGAGGCGGAGGCAAAAAGCAGUAAGCAGGCCCUGGAGGAGGCCACCGAUAAGCUACAGAAGGCGGAGCAGAGGCUGGCGGAGGUGGAGAAGCUCCGGAUGGAGCAGGACAGAAGCACAGAGGAGCUGAGAGAGAGACUGGAGCUGUCAGAGAAGAAGAUGACGGACUAUCAGGCUCUGCAGAAGGCCCAGGCCGAGAGCCAAGAGGAGAUCCAGAAACUGGAGGAGAAGCUGAGGGUGACGGCGAACCAGCUUCAGGCCAUCCAGGCAGACCGCUACACGUCCCAUGAUGCAAAUGUGAUAGAGGAUAAUGAAAUUUCAGAUGAGAAGAUGAAGCUAAAACAGAAUAUCGAAGAAACAAUGGAGAAGCUGUUGAAAAGGGAAAAAGAGGUUUCGACUCUCACUUCGCAGGUUGAAGCCCUCAAAUCCCAGAUGGGAGCACUGGAGGGCAAAGUUCGCUCAGGGGAAAAGAAAGCAGAAACCCUGGCCAAGGAGAAGAUGCGUGUGGAGGCAGAGCUGGAGUCCAUGACCAAGAAGUCCCACGAUGCCUCUGGGCAGCUGGUCAAUAUUAGCCAGGAGCUGCUGAAAAAAGAGAGGAGUCUGAAUGAACUGAGGGUUUUACUCCUGGAAUCACAUCGCCAUUCACGUGACAUGGAGAAAGAUCUGAACCGAGAAGUGCACAAAGCCGAGUGGAAGCUCAAAGAGCAGAAACUUCAGGAAGACAUAAAAACCCUGCGUGAAAAGUUGCUUCUGCUGGGUCGGGAACGGUCCUCGCCUGACCACCGGCGGUACUCCAUGCUGGACCCCUCUGUUCUGGACUCAGAGGUGAACCGCCUUCGCCAGCGGCUGCUCAGCACUGAGGACGCCCUGAGGAACGCCAUGGAGCACAACCAGCAGGUCGACCAGCUGGUUCAGGCCAUGCGCAGGCAUCCAGAUAAAAGCCCGGUGCAUGGUGCAAAUUCAGCCAAUGGAAUUCAUCAUCAGGAGUCAGGCAGUACUGGAGAUGUUGGAACAACACUGAUAUGAGCAGAAGAGAUAAGACUGAACUGGGACACGCAGAGGCACAUCUUAAAGAAAAGCUCGACCUCCUGAUCCUGCGACGGACGCCCGAAGAACAUUUCAGUUUACAGUUAAUACCAAAACAGCGAAUCUCUAUCUCAAGUGAAUUUAUGUGUUGUUGCAGAAAGCACCUAUUAGCCAAUCAUGAAGACCGCUUAAAGUACUAUAAAAUAUAAACAGGAAAUGGGACAUGGACAUGAAGAGAUAUUAUCGGUACAACUGCUGAGAACAUACAGUAUGGCAACUUUUGAUGCUUUACAGUAGUUAGAAAAUUUCAAUCUGCGAGUUGCCGGGGACUCUGUGACAAUUAUUCAUUUCGAACCGGAUGGCGAAACGGCUGAUGGACGAAGAUGCGAAGAACUAAAGAACUGGGUCUCAGUCGAUUUGUUUGUUUUAUUUAUUACUUUGCUCCUCAGCUUUGUUAUAAUCCUUCAUGGGUGAGCUGUCUUGGCCAGUGAUACUCAGAACAACUCUUCAAGGAAGACUUACUUAUUUUUAGGAAGUUUGGCUCAGUUGUUACUUUACUUCAUACCCGAUGAGAGAUUUGGAAGGAAACUCAUAACAGCCAGCUCUGUCCAGUGUUCAUGCUCCCCCUUUAGUGUAUAAUAUGAGUAAAUGUGGGUGAUUGCCGUUAAUGGAAGUAUUAAAAAAGACCUUUAAUACUUCCCAAAAA